AUGUCGAAUGAAGAUAAUGUAUCUGCUGUUGAAUCACUUAUUGUUAAUGAUAAAAAUAAACUUAUUGAAUUGAAUAAAAAACUGGAUCGAGAAAUAAUUUCUUUUGGUUAUUUAAAAGAAUCUAUCGAAAUAAUUGCAUAUAUUAUGAAGAUAUUAUUUAAACUUGAUGAUUUUGAAAAACAAUUAACUAAUAUACAAACAUCAAUUGUUGAAUUCGAAGCCUGGUUUAGUCAUAAUUAA
Molecule: messenger RNA, 240 nt
Organism: Rotaria sp. Silwood2
Lineage: Eukaryota; Metazoa; Rotifera; Eurotatoria; Philodinida; Philodinidae
Source: the annotation of a GenBank genome assembly